AUGUCUAAUAUAUUAAGACUAUGCCCAAAAUGUUAAACAAGUCCAGCUACAAUCUAAUGUAUUGAUUGUGAAGAAAAGAUGUGUUAUAAUUGUGAUUAAAAGGUACAUUAGAAAUUGAAAUAACAUAGAACUGAUAUCAUUCCUUAUUCAUGUAAAAUAUCUAUUAAAAAAGAGAUGAAAUAGAUUAAAUCGACUAAAUUUAUCAUAAGUGGCAUUAAAGACCACUCUAAUAUAACAUAUGAAUUGCAGCAAGAACUUAAUGAAUUAGAAGCUAUAAUAGAGGCUAAAUAAUCAUUUUUAAUUAAAUAAGAAGAGAAAUGGAAUAAAUAAAUAAGUUCUCUUGAAAUGUAAUAUGAAAAGAAAUUACAGUAAUUUGAAAAAGAAAUUGAAUUUAAUGAAAAUUAGUUUAAGAAUUACUAAUCAAAUGGAAAUUCAACAUCUAUGAUUGUUGACAUAAAAAAAUAAAUGGAAGCAUAAAAACAGUAAUUUUGUAUAUUAUAAAUAGAUAAGCAUGGAAAGAAUUAAAUGAGAGGAAAAUUCAAUUAUAAGAUAAAGAAGCUUUACUAAAAGGUAUGAUUUAAGCUUAGGAGUUUUAUUAAAAAGAAAUAACAUAGAAGGAGAAAUUAAUUAAUUAAUUUAAGGAUUUAUUAUAAUAAUAAUAAGUUGAAAGAGAUCUGUUAAAAGAAGAAAAUAAAAAAAUAAUCAAAUAAUUAGAAUCUAUAAAAGAUUUAUGUAAAAAAAGUUUGCCUGAAUUUGGAAUCAAUAUUGAUUUUUUGGAUAAAUUAGGUAAACAGAAUUAAAUAAAUAAUGAUGAAUAAAUUGAAGAAUAUGAGGAAGAUUAAAAUGAAGAAAUAUAAAAAGAUAAUGUGUAAAAUGAAAUAGAUUAAAAAUAGUAAGAAUUAUAAUGA
This is a messenger RNA of Paramecium primaurelia, 908 nucleotides long. The record is from the annotation of a GenBank genome assembly. NCBI's taxonomy places the organism in Eukaryota, Ciliophora, Oligohymenophorea, Peniculida, Parameciidae.